This is a messenger RNA of Entrophospora candida, 1281 nucleotides long. NCBI's taxonomy places the organism in Eukaryota, Fungi, Glomeromycota, Glomeromycetes, Entrophosporales, Entrophosporaceae. The record is from the annotation of a GenBank genome assembly.
AUGACAAUGAGAGAAAUUGUUCAUUUACAAACCGGCCAAUGUGGCAAUCAAAUAGGUGCUAAAUUUUGGGAAGUCAUCUCAGAUGAACAUGGUAUAGACUACUCUGGUGCCUACCAAGGUGACUCUGACCUUCAACUUGAAAGGAUAUCUGUUUAUUAUAAUGAAGCAGCGGGUGGAAAAUACGUACCACGUGCCGUGCUUGUAGACCUUGAACCUGGUACUAUGGACUCAGUUCGUGCUGGUCCUUUUGGACAACUUUUCCGUCCAGACAACUUUGUAUUUGGUCAAAGUGGAGCUGGUAACAACUGGGCCAAAGGUCAUUAUACUGAAGGUGCCGAACUUGUAGACUCUGUAUUAGAUGUUGUUCGUAAAGAAGCAGAAUCUUGUGACUGUUUACAAGGUUUUCAAAUAACUCACUCUCUUGGUGGUGGUACUGGUGCUGGUAUGGGUACUUUACUUAUCUCAAAAAUCCGUGAAGAAUAUCCCGAUCGUAUGAUGUGUACUUUCUCUGUUGUUCCCUCACCAAAGGUAUCAGAUACAGUCGUAGAACCAUAUAAUGCUACUCUUUCAGUACAUCAAUUGGUAGAAAAUUCUGAUGAAACUUUCUGUAUCGAUAAUGAAGCUUUAUAUGAUAUUUGCUUCCGUACAUUGAAAUUAAGUACUCCAACUUAUGGUGAUCUCAAUCAUUUAGUAUCUGCUGUAAUGAGCGGUAUUACUACAUGUUUAAGAUUCCCCGGUCAAUUAAAUGCAGAUUUAAGAAAAUUAGCUGUAAACAUGGUACCAUUCCCACGUCUUCAUUUCUUCAUGGUUGGUUUUGCACCAUUGACCUCUAGAGGAUCACAAGGAUACCGUGCAUUGACCGUUCCAGAAUUGACUCAACAAAUGUUCGAUGCCAAAAACAUGAUGGCAGCCUCAGAUCCAAGACAUGGUCGUUAUUUGACUGUAGCUGCUAUGUUCAGAGGACGUUGCUCAAUGAAAGAAGUAGACGAUCAAAUGUUACUUGUUCAAACAAAGAACAGUUCAUACUUUGUCGAAUGGAUUCCAAACAACGUCAAAACCGCUGUAUGUGAUAUUCCACCAAAAGGUCUUAAAAUGUCAGUCACCUUUAUCGGUAACUCCACAUCCAUUCAAGAAUUAUUCAAACGUAUCAGCGAUCAAUUCACUGCUAUGUUUAGACGUAAGGCUUUCUUACAUUGGUAUACUGGUGAGGGUAUGGAUGAAAUGGAAUUCACUGAAGCUGAAUCUAACAUGAACGAUUUAGUAUCAGAGUAUGUAUCAUAG